Molecule: messenger RNA, 1973 nt
Organism: Polistes dominula (European paper wasp)
Lineage: Eukaryota; Metazoa; Arthropoda; Insecta; Hymenoptera; Vespidae
Gene: TyrRS-m
Product: Tyrosine--tRNA ligase, mitochondrial
Biological process (GO): tyrosyl-tRNA aminoacylation
Cellular component (GO): mitochondrion; cytosol
Molecular function (GO): ATP binding; RNA binding; tyrosine-tRNA ligase activity
Source: RefSeq, a predicted model, not a curated record
CCCAAACACACGGACAUGGAUAACUUUCAUUGUGUGCAAUCCCAGUGGCACAGGGAGAGGGUAAGAUUUAUCCACGAUUUGGCAGCACAGUUCUAACCUCUUCCGAAGUAACAUAACCUAAGCGGGAAUUGUACAUCAUCUGUCUUAUUUAUGUAAAGUUUUCUGUUUUUCUAAAAGAAUAGUUUAUUUUUUUUAAAUAAUUGACGAAGUAUAAACUGUAAGUUAAAAAUAUCAUAAUGCAUAUAAAACGUUUAUUGAGUGCAAGAACAUUUUUUCAACAAGUUUAUUACAGAAAAACUAACACUUAUAGUAAUACCGAUAAAAAUGUAUUAAAACUGAAAGAAAGGGGUAUGUACGAGGAUAUAUUUCCCAAUAAUUGUACCGAAGAGAUAACCAAAUUAUUAACCAAAUCUCCACAAUGUGUUUACGCUGGAUUCGAUCCAACAGCGAACAGCUUACACAUAGGAAAUUUAUUAAUUUUGAUGAAUCUUUUACAUUGGCAACGUGCAGGACAUCAAGUAAUUGCAGUAUUGGGUGGUGCGACUGGUUUAAUAGGUGAUCCUAGUCAUCGAAAAUCAGAAAGAGUUGAAAUCGAAGAAGUACUCUUAAAAGAAAAUUUGGUAUCCAUCAAAGAAGACAUAAUAAAUGUAUUUAAUAAUCAUCAAAAAUAUUUUUGGCCUGAUAAAACAAGAAAAUUGAAACCAUUGCAAAUUUUGAAUAAUUUACAUUGGUAUAAGGAUAUUAAUAUUAUUCAAUUUGUAAGAAAAGUUGGAAAGUAUUUCAGAUUAGGUACAAUGUUAGGAAGAACAUCUGUUCAGUCACGUUUGAAUUCAGAAACUGGAAUGAGUUUUACCGAAUUUACGUAUCAAGUAUUUCAAGGAUACGAUUGGUUAUACUUAGCAGAUAAUCAUAAUUGUUUAUUUCAAAUUGGUGGAAGCGAUCAAAUGGGUAAUAUUAUAUCUGGAUAUGAUUUGAUUACGAAAGCCACAGAUAAAACAGUUUAUGGUUUAACGUUGCCACUUAUAACCACAGAAGGUGGUAAGAAGUUUGGAAAAUCUAGUGGCAAUGCUAUUUGGUUAUCUCCUACUAAAUCCUCUAGUUUUCAACUUUAUCAAUUCUUUAUUAGAACUAGAGACAGUGAUGUUGAAAAUUUUCUCAAAUUCUUUACCUUUUUAUCGCUCUCAAAAAUAUCCGACAUUGUAACGGAACAUUUUAAAAAACCGGAGGAUAGAUUGGCACAAAAAAUUUUAGCUGAAGAAGUUACUCUUCUAGUUCAUGGAGAACUUGGAGUAAAAGCAGCAAAAGAUGCAUCUAUGGUGUUGUAUAAUAAAUCUAUUGAAACUUUAGUUAAAAUGAGUGCAGAAGAUAUAGCCAAUGUAUUCGAAGGUGCAACAGUUGUUGAUUUAUUUGCAGAACCAGGCUUGACCGUAUACGAAUUAGCAACAAAAGCUAAAUGCUUUAAAAGUGAUCAUGAUACGCGUAGAAUUAUAGAAGCUGGUGGAUUUUAUAUUAAUUAUAGUAAAGUUACUAACUUAAAUGAAGUUUUAGUAUCUGGUAUUCAUAUACUAUCUAAUAAUGUAACCCUUUUGAGGGUUGGUAAAAAAACUUAUUUUAUAGUACGAUGGAUCAGUGGAUCAUUGGAAGAAUAUAAUUGAUUUUAAUUAUUAAUUUUGUUUAAAUCUUUAAAUUAAUUGUUUAUAAAAAACAACAGAAAAAAAAUAUAUCUUAUGAAAUUAACUAAUGUACUACAUUACCAUUCGAAUUUGUAUCUGUAAUAAUAUUUAAUCGCGUCGGUAAAGUAGAACACACGUAGUGUUAAAUUUAAAGAUUAGAUUGAUAUUAAUUUCUUCUAUAAACAAAUACAACACGAUGAUAAAAUAUUGUUUUUUUUUUUUUUUUAUGGAAUGUUUGAAGAAUUAUAAACUUGAUUUUGCCAAGUUGAUAAAGUAGAGAAUAAAAACAAAAAAAAAAAA